Molecule: messenger RNA, 2964 nt
Organism: Penicillium antarcticum
Lineage: Eukaryota; Fungi; Ascomycota; Eurotiomycetes; Eurotiales; Aspergillaceae
Product: exonuclease/endonuclease/phosphatase family protein
Exons: 2
Coding region: 1-2964 (987 amino acids)
Molecular function (GO): catalytic activity
Source: RefSeq, a predicted model, not a curated record
AUGGUAGCCAGUAGAGUUUUGCGCGUGCUGCAGGCCAACCUGAGAAAGGGCCCAGAGACCCAACUGAGUCUCCUGAACGACCGAUCGUUGCAAUCCUGCGAUCUGCUUAUCAUCUCGGAACCAUAUCUUUUUCUGAUGAACGACACAGUAUGCUCCCAUACACAUGCUAAUUGGACACCACUCUGGCCCUCACAGCGGCACCCGCCAUCCGGAGGGCUGAGGCCGCACCGUAGUAUGAUCUGGGUGAACAAAAAGACCUCCCCACAUAGACAGAUCGACAUUGCGUCAGCUGACAUUGCUGCCGUACUGCUACUUACACCCUCGCCAACUCUAGCAAUAUCCGUGUAUAUCCCACCAGGAAGAGGAUGCGAAGGAACUAGGGCACUAACUAAAGGGCUGGAUGCAAUCCGGGAGGCCCAUCAACGGGUCCAGUGCGAGUAUGGGGACAAUAUUGAUAUCCUUAUUGUGGGAGACUUCAACCGCCACGAUCAGCUUUGGGGAGGAAAUCAAGUGGCAACACGGAACCGUCAGGGUGAAGCGGAACCAAUUGUGCUCCUCAUGGCUGAUUGGGGCCUAACAAGCUUACUGCCACGAGGGAUCUUCACCCGAGAAGAAGGCCCAUAUCAGUCGACCAUCGACCUUGUCCUUGCGUCGACAGAUCUGAGCAGGCGGGUCACACGGUGUCGCAUCCACCCCGUUGAGCAUGGAUCAGACCACCGAGCAAUUGAAACAAACUUCCAGUCCGAAGCGCAACCAACGCUUCCCCCGACAACCCGCUUUUCAUUCCGUGAAGCUCCAUGGGCCGACAUCAACAGGGAGUUGAGAGACCUAGAGACGGAGAUCAUAGAUAUUACAGACCGCUCGGAACUGGACGCGACUGCAGGGCGCUUGACUGGCAGGAUCAGCUCAGCAAUUCGCAAGCUAGUCCCGGUUGCGCGGCCAUCCUCAUACGGCAAACGCUGGUGGACUCCGAAGUUAACGGCAUUGCGAGACACAUACACAUCGGCCCGAAAUCGGUGCACGCAAGCCCGGCGAUAUGGAGCCGACUUUGCUGCGCUGGAAGAUACGGCAUUAUACCUACGGAGACAGUACCACCGAGCAAUCCGUGAUACCAAGCGACGGCAUUGGAGAGGGUUCCUCGACAACACCGACAACAUCUGGAAAGCGGCUCGAUACCUCCAGCCGGGAGACCAAUCCAUGGGGAUAGUCCCCACACUGCGCUCAGGUGAUCAGACGAUCAAUGAUGACCAGGGAAAGGCCCAUAUACUCCUUGAAACCUUCUUCCCUCCGCUGCCCAAUAUUCAGGAUGAGCCGCCGCGAGACAGGUCGCUGCCGGACGCCCUCCCGAUGGAAAUGAUUACUGAACACGAGAUCGAAAUGGCUCUGAUGAGGAUGGCGUCGUGGAAAGCCCCCGGACCAGACGGGCUGCCGGUGGUGGUGUGGCAACAGAUGUGGCCUGCCGUCAAACAAUGGGUCGUCGAACUCCUUCAAGCACGACUGCGCGGUUUGCCUCCUUCGGUAGCUCGCCAGCUCUUCAGCUCCACAGUUGCGUCGAAGAUUGAUUACGCAGCAUCGGUGUGGUGCCCUAUACGACAGGAUGCUACUGUUGCGGCGGGAAUCGUACGGCCGUUCGAAGCCAUCCAGCGGGUCGCGUCUCAGGCGAUCGUGGGCGUGUUCCGGAACACUGCCCUCGCCAUCGCCGAAGCAGAAGCGGGGAUUGAACCGACUGUCGUACGCCUUCGAGCGCGCAUCUUGAAGCAUUGGAUCGUCUGCCACACCUUACCAAAGGACCAUCCCUUCUGGUCCUGUCGAGCGGCGGCUACAAUGCAGGAUGGGAGUUACCCGUCGCCGUUCAAAAUACUGGCGAAGUACGGACCACAAUGCUUGUCUGACAUGGAGGUCAUUCGAACCUUCCCUCUAGAUCCGUGGCAACGGUCUCUCGGGGAGUCGAUUGCCACCGUCGGAUCCAACAUGCACGAGUUGCACGAGGCCAGCCAUGCCCGUCUCUGGUUGUUCACCAGUGUCAGCGUCCGCAAUGGUCUGGUCGGAACAGGGCUCGUUGUUCGCGUUAACCAAGUCGACAUCGUCUCGUCAAACCGGACGGUCGGCAACGAUGACUCGCUCAAUGCUCAUUACGCACAGCUGGGGAUGGUGCUGGAGGCUGUCUUGUAUGUCAGGACAAUGCUCCCUCGUAUCCAGAUGUCACCGUACAAAAUCCAGGUUAUGAUCGUCGUGAGCAACCCUGCGGUCCUGCUUUCGCUCGCGAAGCCGCAUCUUCAAGGCGGACAGGCUCUUAUCAUUAGGAUCACCGACGCAGUCGGCCAGCUGUUGGAGAUGGGGGCUAAGGUCAGCCUACAGCCACCAACUGAUGAAGACCGCGAGAAUACUACACGAGCACACACCCUUGCACGCGAAGCAACAGAAGAGAACUGCGAAGUUAACCCCCCGCCCUGGGCGCAAGUCCAGCUCCGAGCGUCGGCGUUGCGAUGGGCUCGGGUGAAUGCUAAACAGCACCAGACGGACAACUUUCAUCUGUGGACUACUGGCCAGUUUACACGCCAGCUGGAUUCGGCGCUCCCAGGUCCCCACACCAAGAUGCUGUAUGAUGGUCUGGAUCGGGAGAAAGCAUCGAUACUAGCUCAACUCCGCACGGGACAUGCCCGGCUGAAUGGACAUCUUCACCGAAUCGGCAAAGCCGAAAGUGAUUUGUGCGAAUGUGGCAUUGAGCGUGAAACAGUCCCGCAUUUCUUGCUUCAAUGCACACGGUGGAAUGAACAACGUCGCGCGCUGAUUGAAGCCGCAGGUCCGAACUUCGGUAGUCUGUCGCAGAUGCUAGGAGGUAAACCUGGGACUGUAGAGGAUGCGAGUGAACCGAGUGGAAGAACAUGGAAACCUGAUAUCAAGAUUGUCAAAACCGUUAUCGCGUUUGCAAUGGAGACGGGACGGUUGGCUAAUGAAGCGUGA